Messenger RNA from Angiostrongylus costaricensis, 2463 nucleotides. The record is from the annotation of a GenBank genome assembly. NCBI's taxonomy places the organism in Eukaryota, Metazoa, Nematoda, Chromadorea, Rhabditida, Metastrongylidae.
AUGUGGACCUCGAGAGGUGUUUGGUUUCAGGAAAUGCGGAUUUUCACACUCUGUUUGUGCUUGUUAGGUUCAAUAUUUGCCGCAGAAGUUAGUGAUUGGAAGACGGGUGAAGUCACCGGUGAAGUUGUCGAAGGACGGAAAGAUUUUCCUUGUUAUUCGUUAUCUCGCGACAAUUACACCUGUAGCGCUUGUAUCCAGUUGCAUGAUUCUUGUGCUUGGUGUGGAGCGCCGCUAUUUGAUGCUAAAAAGCAGUAUGCAAGAUGCGACAAUCGUGGAAGGCUUCUUGAACAUGGAUGUCCUGAAUCGUACAUCGAAGACCCACAAACAGUUCUUGAAGAUGAACCGCUUUCUGAUAAAGGGAAAGUUGAGAACGAAAAUGAUGCUGUUCAGCUGAAACCACAGGAGAUGUUCGUUGAAAUAAGGCCAAAGUCACGUGUUCGUUUCAACGUCACUUAUCGCCAAGCUGUUGAUUAUCCUGUUGAUCUGUACUAUUUGAUGGACCUCUCAUAUUCAAUGAAGGACGAUAAGCAGAAGCUUUCUGAACUUGGUGACUUGUUGGCUGUACGUAUGCGUAAUAUCACGAAGAAUUUUCGACUUGGAUUUGGUUCUUUCAUAGACAAGAAACUUAUGCCGUUUAUUGAUCCAAGAAUUGAAAAACAGAAAUCACCUUGUGCGGAACCAUGUGCUGAGCCGUACGGUUUCAAACAUCAGAUGACUCUAACAACUAAUACAGAAAAGUUUAAGGCUGAAGUGGAUAAGGCUGAGAUUUCCGGCAAUCUUGACGCUCCCGAAGGAGGAUUCGAUGCUGUUGUUCAGGCCUUAGUUUGUGACACGAAAAUUGGUUGGCGAGAGCGUGCACGUAAGAUGGUUGUCUUCUCGACAGAUGCUGGUUUUCAUUUUGCCGGUGACGGAAGGUUAGCUGGCGUGAUCGAACCCAAUGAUGGAGAAUGUCAUCUUGAUCGAGAGGGAUAUUAUACUGAAACCCUUAAUCAGGACUAUCCCUCGAUUGCUCUGCUUCAUCAGUUGAUUAAGGAGAGAAAGGCAAACAUUAUUUUCGCCGUCACUAAAGGCAACCAUGAGCUUUAUUCACAGUUGUCCGAGUCACUUCCUGACGUUUCGUCGUCCGUCGGGAUUCUGGAGACCGAUUCGCGCAACAUUGUCGAUCUUAUUGAGAAGGAGUACCUUAAAAUCAGUGAGAAGAUAAUUAUGGUGGACAAUGCUAAUGCUAGCGAUGGUCUGAAAAUCACGUAUCGCAGCAUGUGUCUCGACGGUACUACUUUAAAAGACACGAACGUAUGCGAAGGAAUUCGUGUCGGGGACGAGGUUCAGUUCGAAGUAACAUUAGAAGCCACGCACUGUGUUGAGAAAAGGGAUUUCGUGAUUCGAAUAGGUCCGUCUGGUUUGGAUGAGACCUUAGUCGUCAACGUGAAGGUGCUUUGCGAUUGUGAAUGUGAACAGGAAGAUCGCAUUGUUGAAAACUCGGAAGACUGUCAUGGUGGUGACAUGGUAUGCGGUGUUUGCCGUUGUAAAGGUGGAAAUGUUGGUCGUUAUUGUGAAUGUAAUCGACCGGGUAUGAGCACUGCAGCUUUGAACGAAAAAUGCAAACGGACAAAUGAGUCAGCGAUCUGUGAAGGCAGAGGAGUUUGCAAUUGUGGUCGCUGUGAGUGUAAUCCACGUCAGAAUCCCGAGGAACAGAUUUCUGGGGAGUUCUGUGAGUGUGACAAUUUCAACUGUCCACGUCAUGAUCGCAAGAUUUGUGCUGAGCAUGGUGAAUGCAACUGUGGACAGUGCAUUUGUGCUCCUGGUUGGACUGGUCGAGCAUGCGAGUGUCCAAUCAGUCAAGACUCUUGCAUGUCCGCUAAUGGGAAAAUCUGCAACGGAAAGGGCGAAUGCAUUUGUGGGCGAUGUCGCUGCUUCGAUGGUCCUGACGGCAAUCGUUAUUCGGGUGCGAAAUGCGAAAUCUGCCCUACGUGUCCGACGAAGUGCAUUGAAUACAAACCGUGCGUUAUGUGCCAGCAAUGGGGAACUGGUCCAUACGACGAAGAGCGGUGUGAAGAGUGUCCAUUUAAAGUUAUUCCUGUUGAGGAGCUCCCAGAAUUAAACGAGACCACUGCAUGCCAAUUCGUCGAUCCAGCAGACGACUGUACUUUUUACUAUCUUUACUACUAUGAUGAAGCAACUGACAAUGCAACUGUUUGGGUCCGCGAGCACAAAGAUUGUCCACCGCCAGUUCCAGUGUUAGCGAUUGUAUUAGGUGUGAUUGCUGGAAUCGUAAUUCUUGGGAUCAUCCUUCUCCUUGUCUGGAAACUGCUCACAGUUCUUCACGAUCGUGCUGAGUAUGCUAAAUUUAACAACGAGCGGCUAAUGGCUAAGUGGGAUACGAAUGAGAAUCCUAUCUACAAGCAAGCAACUACGACGUUCAGAAACCCUGUCUACGCUGGGAAUAAAAACAAAGGGCUAUAG